AUGCAAACACCAACUGAUGGGGUGUUAACCGCCAGAAGUAGGUCAUCGCCACAAAGGAGCAGUUAUUUUCACAGCUCGAGGUAUCCUCCCGUAAGCUUGACCUCUGCACUUCGACAGUCUGCAUUGCGAAGCUUGUCUAAAAGAAAAAUCCCACAGUGCACCCCCUUGGAGGAAACUCUGGAUCCGGCACAGGCUGCUUUGAUUCUUCAAAAACAAUGGACUCUGUUCAGCGUGACACUGAUGUAUAAUUUCUCAUACACCAGACUGAAGGAAUAUUCCAAGCACCUGUCUGCCCACAUAACUGCCGAGAAGCAGAAGGGUCUUGUCAUUGAAGUGGGCUCAGAGCUGAACCUAAAAGCCAAAUUUUCCUGUUUACCUGGACUCAAAGAAAAGGACAGAGAUUCACUGGCUGUGCUCAUACAGAUUUCAUCCAAGCCUCCACUCACCAAGGCAAGCACAGAGGACGAU
This is a messenger RNA of Bufo bufo (common toad), 468 nucleotides long. Its product is annotated as centromere protein L-like. The record is from RefSeq and is a predicted model, not a curated record. The transcript has a single exon. The annotation marks the transcript as partial. Lineage: Eukaryota; Metazoa; Chordata; Amphibia; Anura; Bufonidae.